AUGAGGGAGGACUAUAUACGAUAUACAAUAGAAAAUCUGGAAAACACCAAUAACUAUCACGUCAACAUAAUCGAACAGACCACAGAGUCGACAAGACGUGACCAGGAAACAAUUUCACAGUUAAACAAAGAUAUUGACAACCUUCGAACCCAGCAGAGAGAUACAGAGGCUGCGCUAAAAGAGAUCACUGCGCAGCGUGAUCAAGAACGAGAGGUUUUACUUGAGGUUAGAAAAGCCUUAGACCGAGAAGUCAAAUGGAGAGAAAAGAGUCUGAAUCAUACUUGCUGGGCGUGUAGUGAUGAAUUGGAGGAGCUGCGAAUGCAGAGGAACUCUAUGCAGAAUACUAUUGAUGAGGCAGUUGAUAAUCGAAAUCAGCUCCAGAAAAGUCAGGCACAGGUCAAGCACCUUGAGGAAGUGGUUUCUGCUCUAAAAUUGACUGCACAGCAACGGGACGAUAUUACAAACUUGAACGAAGGGAGGGGAGGCAGUUUAUUAGCCAUGGAUUUAGCAACUUAG
Talaromyces rugulosus is the source of this 516-nucleotide messenger RNA. RefSeq lists its product as uncharacterized. NCBI's taxonomy places the organism in Eukaryota, Fungi, Ascomycota, Eurotiomycetes, Eurotiales, Trichocomaceae. The transcript has a single exon. The record is from RefSeq and is a predicted model, not a curated record. Bases 1 to 516 code for a protein of 171 amino acids.